AUGGCUUGGAUUCCCACUCAGCACUUCCUCCACGGAAGAAUCAUCAAGCCAUUCUUACCUUUCGACAAGCAUCCGAGCUUGAAGAACGAUAACUUCAAGAACUUGUAUCCUGGUGAUGAAGUGUAUGUUUUUGAGACUAAGGACAACAGAUGGGCGCGUGGUUAUUCGCUCACCAGACCAUUUCCUUAUGAUUUCACCAUUACUUCCGUCAACUUGGACGACUUGCCUGGGCUUAACAUCAAGGUGGUGGUUUUCCCCUUGAAGUACGUGGAAGUGGUUGAGACGCUUCCUCUUAACUUGAUGGAGGUGUCCAAUUCCAUCAACAACGUGAAUGACAUCGAAGGUAUUGCUCCCACUUUGAAGGAGCUGGAGUUCACAUUCCAGAAUGCCGUCAACGGUGUGGUGGAUGUCCCAGAUGAAAGAGAGCAUAAUAGCGACAAAGCGGUAAUCCCUCCUUUGCCAUUCAACUCCUUCACUUUCACGAAGGACUUGGUCAGUGAGAUCACCUACGCUAUGAAUUUGUUGACCUCUCACAUCUUUGCGUUGUACUCGAUUGGAGAAUUCCGGUUGUUCAACAGGCUCUCGCAAAUCUACACCGAUUUGGACGAGAUUAGAAUCACCUUGACCCACACUCGGUUGACCAGAAACGAGGUUCAGGUAUCCAAGGAAACUGCAACAUACUUGUUAUCUCAAAUUCCAAAGAAGUUGGCCUCCAGAGCUGCUAGAUUGAACGACCAAUCCUACGAUUUGGAUCACAAGAACACUGAUAUCUCGGCUUAUAAGGCCAUUUUGGCUCGUGAUACCUUCGAUGGCUCCUUAUUGAACUUUGAGAAUGCUCUGCCUUCUCAGUUGGCUUUCAAUCAGCAAUUGUGUGCCUUAUCUCCCAAAUUUCCGAUCAAUGCUCACUACCAUGCUGAAGACUACAUUUUGAAGCCUUCGUUGAACAAACGUCUUAAGCACGAUCCUCCAUCCCACAUUUUGGUGGACUUCAAGUCUGUAAGUGGCUCCUCCAACUACCAACCUCCGGGCUUCGCAGGAAUGAUUGCUUAUUUGUAUAUCAGAAACAGCAAGAAGAGAUUGACAGAGGCGUUCGCUGUGCAUACCGAUACUGUGGAUGAGCUUGUCUUUGUUGAGAAGAUUUCUGCCGCCUUGUUUAGAAAUAUCCCAGCCAGUGAGGUUGAGAACAACAGGGUGUACUUGGUUGCAGUUUUAACCGAGGAAAUCGACUUGUCUGCCAAGGAGGGCAACAUGCCUCAAACUAAAAGAGUCAAGAAAGGUGUUGCAGCUGGUGUGGCUGACAUCACCAGAAUUUUCUCUAGAAACCAAGGCUCUUUGGCCACUGGCGAACCUCACCAAUUCUCGAUCAAAUUGUUUGGCUCUUACACCAGCCUGCUGAAGAAAGGACCUAUUGACCCCAACCAAAUCGAGAAUAAUGGAUGGGGUGAAGUUGUUGACAGAAUCAUUGUUGGUUCUAACCACGGCAUUGCUAUCAAUCCAAGAGCCGAAAAGUUGGUUAUCACAGUCAAGGAGUUUAAGCACCAGCUUACUAGUACCGAAGAUGACAAUAUUACUGAGGCUUCUAACGACGCUAAUGCUACCCAGAAGUCAGCUCCAAUUGCCAAGAUCAAGCCUAUCUUUUUCGAUCCUUUGGCAGAGAAUUAUGAGCGUAUUUACUUGAAGAUGGGUAAAGUCAAUUUGCUCAACAGUGUCAACAAGGAAGAUUUAUUGACAUUUGAGGUAAGUGCACCGAACAAUCCAUUGAUCACUUUCGCCAAAGCAUCGAACCAGAUCGAGAAGCUGACUUGGUUUUUCGUGUCGGUAUUCCCAGAUGAAGUCAUUGGUGAAAUCGUCAAGGUCAAUGGUGUCUCCAACAAGAGCACCACCAAGAAGAUUCCAAAGCAGGAUUCCCUUUUGUUGACUUUGUACAUCAAUGGUGUGAUGGCCGGUCAAGGUGAGGUCAUGUACAAGUCCGGCAACAGAUUGGUGGAAUUCAACAAUAAACCUUUCUACAAGACUGACAUCUUGUCCACUACAUUGAACACUCCAAUUGCCCAAGUUGAUAUCCACACCGAAUACAUUGGUAAAGUGUUCAAUACCGAGGUCUGCAUCGACAAUAUUUUCCAAUAUGACAGAUUCUUCAAGAGUGGCCAGCAAGGAAUGGAUGAGCUUAGCAAGUCUUUGAUUGAUUUCUGUAAGUUGGACAUUUCGCAGUUGGUGAGGUUCUUCCCAGAGUUGUUAAGCUCUAUCUUUGCUAUUGCUGAUGUUUGCUUGCAAAACCCUAGUGUUCCAAGUUAUGAAAUGAUCUUGGACAAUACAUUCAAAGCUGUGGUUCAUUUGCUUGAUACUGUGUUCGGAAAACAAGACCAGUACUUGUAUAUGUUUGACACUUUCCUCGAGGAGUACAACAAGUCUCCAGCAGUGGGAGUGUUAUUAUUGAAUAAGAUCUCGGAGAUAUUCGCCCAAGCACAGUCAAACUGGAACUCCAUGUCGAGGUCCGUCUGUCGUGUCAUUGUCUUGCUUAUCAAGCUUGCUCUUGAUCCAGCAAAAGUGGCAUCCAACUUGGACGCAUAUGUGAGAGCAUUGACGUCCUUAUUCAAGUCAGCAUCCUUGUUGAUCUCCAUUGAAUCGCCCGCACUCAUCAAUGACCAAAUUUUGGUUAUGGAGAUCGUGGACUUUGUUCUUGACUUCGAAGAUUACUUGAACGAACAACAAUUGAUUUCUUUGGUUCUCUCUUUCAUCGACUCCAUCGGAAAUAGGGGAUUGGGAGUGAACGAGGAGCAGUACCAAUUGAAGAAAUUAGGCCCAGUUGCAAAAGAUCACAAGAUCAUCAUUACCAAAUUGUUGUUGGUGUACAGAUUGUUCGGUACCAAAUUGGCCCAAAAGCCCGAAAACAUGCAUUUGGUUGUAUCUAAGAGUGUCCUCUGGUGUAUGGAAAUUUUCUUGGGAGAACUUGAUGUUGAUGCCACCAGAUUAGCUUGUUCGAUCAUGAACUGUGUUUGCGAUUUGAUGUGGAGGAACAGAGAUGUCGAAUCAGUUAGACCGAUUUCCUUUUCCUUAACCAAAUUUAUUAUGGCCAUGUCCAGAACUUUCAUCAAGUACAACAAGUUCACCAGAGGAAAUGACUACUUCAAACCUAGAAAGUCGUUCACAAAAUUGUUUCAGAAGGAGUACCCAUUCAAUGAAAUCGUGGUGGAUUCUGUUGUUGGUGAAGAAGUUGUUGUAGAGGUUCUUGUUGAGUUGGCUACGAUUUUCGUCUACAUUGCCAAGAUCGGCCAGUAUGUGACCGGAGUCAAUGGACUCUAUUUGAUCAAUGAGACAAGAAUUGAGAAUGAUUUCUUUGAUCCUGUGAAGUGUACCUCGAACAAUGGUCUCAAUGAGGAUAUUCUCACUGUUUUGUCCGGAAUUCAGAUCAUGAGACUCGGCAAGUAUUUCCCAGAAGACAAAUGGCUUUCGCUUUACGCCAUGAUUGCGGAAGGUUGCUUGCUGGCUUUGGAGUUGGUGAGACCCUUGAUGAUCGCUCACUUCAUUCCAACCAUUGAACUGCCAGAGAUGUUUGACAGAUCUAUUUGGGGCAAUUUCUUCAAGGCCCUAAUGAAACUUAGUGCUAUUGCCCCAGUGUCUGUGGAGCACCUAUCUACCAUUCCAAGAAAGGCUUGUCAUCAGAUUACUGGAACAAUGAGAGGAAGAAUUGCAUCAAUGGUGAAUGAGGCUUGGGAUGGCUUGGCUUGGAAUGCCACUGAAGAAGAUAUUGUUCGUUUCAAUUUGACAAAAUUUGGUGGAUUCCAAGUGGAGUUUAUUAGUUCUGACUUUGCUAUUUUGCAGGACUUGAUGCUUUUUGCUUUGCAAAGAGAUGUGGAUUGUCAAGCCGUGUCUGUCAAAAUGCUUUGGUCAAUUUUGGUGUCUGAAUUUAUUUUGAGUGAUUCUAUAAUCGACGUUGAACGUGAAUGUCUUGUGGGUUUGCAUGAAAUCUAUUACAGAACGGCCUACAAGCCAGGCAUCAACGAGCAGAACAGUUUGCUAGAAAGAAUGAAGGCAACAAUUAGAUUGGACAGAGAAGAUGUGGCUUACAGUACUGUGGUGAGAUUCAUCUCCAAUUUGGCCGGUUUCUUAGAAGUUUUGAAUGACUUGAAUAAUGUUCCCGUUGGACCUGAGUUCGAAGACGACAGAACUUUCCACAAGUUGAACAUCAAGGCAUACUUGAAGAAUGCCAACAAGCCCGAAUUGUUCCAUUCUUUUAUUAACCAGAUGUAUGAAGAGAACAUCAGAAAGAAUGACUUCAUUCAGGCUGCCUUGAGUUUGGAGUUGUUGGCCUCAACUUACACUUGGGACCAUCACACUGUCUUGCCUCAGUCUUACAGACCAAAGUUUCCAGCACAAUCAUCCUUCGAGCGUAAGGAAACAUUGGUGAAAAUGAUUGCUCAGAACUAUAUUAAGGGUAAUAGCUUGGAGAGAGCUACUGAUACUUACAACGAAUUACUUGAAGCUUACAAUGAGCACACUUACGACUUGAAGAGUUUUGCUUAUGUUCAUCAGAAAUUGGCCAAGCUUUACUUGGACUUGGAGUCAUCAGACAAGUUGAGUCCUUCGUUCUUUAGAGUGUCGUACAUUGGUGCUGGAUUCCCUGCCAAUAUCAGAGGAAAAGAGCAGAUUUUUGAAGGUCUUCCAUUUGAGCAUAUUACCUCUAUCCAUGAGCGUUUGUUGAAAUUGUACCCGGGUGCAAGAAUCAUUACCGAUGAUGAGCAAGCUCGUGAGAUUAGAGAAAAGAUCCAUACUGGAAGAUACUUGCAUGUAAAUUCUGUUGAGCCACUCAAUGAAUACAGUGACAAGUUGUUGAACACAUCUAUUGGUGUGAGACAAUAUGCUAGAAACAAGAACUUGAGAUUUUUCUCAUCAAUCAAGAAGAUCCCGGGUUCGACGUCUGUGUUUGACUUGUGGACUGAGGAAGUUACCUAUGAAACACAACUUUCUUUCCCUACUUUGAUGAACAGAAGUGACAUUAAGAGUAGUUCCAUGGUGCGUUUAUCUCCUCUUGACAAUGCCAUUAGAACUAUUCUUAACAAAAACAAUGAUUUGGUGCAAUUAGAGAGCAUGAUCAAUAUUGCUUACAAGGAGAAGUCUGAUUACACUUCAUUGAUGAACGAUUUGAGUAGACACCUCGCUGGAACAGUGGACGCUCCAGUAAACGGAGGUGUUGGACAGUACCGAACUUUUUUCUUGGAUCCAAGAUACGACGGAAAGGCCGACUAUGCCUACAACAUCCGGUUGCUCAGAAAUGCCUUCCACGAUUUAACUUGUGUUUUGAGCAGAUGUUUGCACUUACAUGGCAAAUUGGUACCAUCCAGUAUGAAGAUGUCGCACGAGGCAUUGGUUGAGUUGUUCAAGCAGAACUUUAAAGACGAAAUUCUGACAUUGAGAAUCAACACAGAUUACGAUCACAUUCCUUACAACCACAACAUGUCACAGACGAGCGUGCCUAAGGAAAGGAAGGUAAGCAGUGUUCUUAAUGGACUUUCUUCUACUUCCGGAUCUAACCAGAUCGGCAUUGCAGACUUGAGCACUCCAUCAAUUUCUGGUUCCAGCUUGCAGAGAACAUUGAGUCGGAAUUCUAAGGUCUCCAACAACUCCGGAUCUACCAACCUUUCCGAGCCUAGUGGACCUAUUGUGGCUAGUAUCACCAGUAUGGCAAGCAGCAAUGGCAGCAAUGUGAAAAACAAGCGGACUGCUUUGAACUGGAGAAAGGCCAUCCGUUAG
Sungouiella intermedia is the source of this 5751-nucleotide messenger RNA. Lineage: Eukaryota; Fungi; Ascomycota; Pichiomycetes; Serinales; Metschnikowiaceae. The record is from the annotation of a GenBank genome assembly.